Messenger RNA from Hirundo rustica (Barn swallow), 4292 nucleotides. It is a transcript of the gene IGFBP3, whose product is annotated as insulin like growth factor binding protein 3. The transcript is spliced from 4 exons. NCBI's taxonomy places the organism in Eukaryota, Metazoa, Chordata, Aves, Passeriformes, Hirundinidae. Gene Ontology annotation, cellular component: extracellular region. Bases 630 to 1487 code for a protein of 285 amino acids. The record is from RefSeq and is a predicted model, not a curated record. Gene Ontology annotation, biological process: regulation of insulin-like growth factor receptor signaling pathway. Gene Ontology annotation, molecular function: fibronectin binding; insulin-like growth factor II binding; insulin-like growth factor I binding.
UUGAGCAGGACAGCGCUGCUGUUUUCUUCAGACCCUCAGUUUGGUUUGGGUUUUUUGUGUUUUUUUUUUUUGUGUUUGUGGGGGUUUUUGUUUGUUUGGUUUUUUUCCUCACUUUCGCAAAGUCUUUUUUUGUUGUUAUUUUUGUUGUUAUUGUUGUUUGUUUGUUUUAUUGUUUUGUUUUGGGGGUUUUGUGGGGUUUUUUUUGUUGUUUGUUUUCGGUAUUUUGUUUUUCCUUUUUUUUUUUCUGAGCGUUGUGUGUGGCAAAAAAAGAGAAAAGUUACCGUCGAGCCAAGUAAUUCAGGCACUCUGCAGGGAGGAGAGGGGAGAAGGAAAAAGUUGCCUUUGUUGUUAGCGAGCUUUUGCUUCCUUGAUGUGACUGCGAGCAAACGACUGCAGAGAGGGACGGCGUACGAGCGCCGGCAGCCCGGCUCCCCGCCUCCUCACGUCGGGAGGCUUGCGAGCCACAGGCGGCUCCGCUCCCCGCAGCCCCCUCGGAGGCGGCUCGGGCUGCGCCGCUUCUCUCCCUCCGCCCGCGGCGGCUUGUGAGCACCCGAGCAGGGCUCUGCUCGUCCCGCGCCAAGCCGAGGUGCGCGGGGACGGCUCCCGGCGGCGCCCCUCCGCCGGUUGCCAUGGUGCCGCGGCCCAGCGUGCUGUGGGCAGUGGCGGCGGCGACACUGGGGCUGCUGGCCCGGCGGGCGGCGGCGGCGCUGGCGGGGCCGGUGGUCCGCUGCGAGCCUUGCGACUCGCGGGCGCUGCAACAGUGCAAGCCUCUGCAGUCCGACUGCCCCGAACGAGUGCAGGAGCCCGGCUGCGGCUGCUGCCUCACCUGCGCCCUAAGCCCGGGGCAGCCCUGCGGCAUCUACACGGAGCGCUGCGGCGCGGGGCUUCGCUGCCAGCCGCGGCGGGAAGAGGCGCGGCCGCUGCAGGCGCUGCUCGAGGGCCGCGGGCUCUGCACCAACUCUACGAUGGGUGGCAAAAUGCGGACCUUCCUGCUGCCGGGACCGCACGUUGCCGGAAAUUUCAGUGAUUCUGAAGAAGACAGGAAUACCAGCAGCGUAGAAAAUCAGGCCAUUCCAAACUCUCACAGGGGGCCAGAUUCCAAGUCACAUCCACCACACGUCAAAAUAGAGAUAAUCAGGAAAGUGCAAGCCAAAGAUACACAACGCUAUAAAGUCGAAUAUGAUUCUCAGAAUACGGAUACAUUAAAUUUCUCCUCUGAAUCGAAACAAGAAACUGAAUAUGGUCCAUGUCAUAGAGAAAUGGAAGACACUUUAAACCACCUAAAGAUUCUGAAUGUCUUGAGUCCCAGGGGCUUUCAUAUUCCAAAUUGUGACAAAAAGGGAUUCUACAAGAAAAAGCAAUGUCGCCCAUCCAAAGGCCGAAAAAGGGGUUAUUGCUGGUGCGUGGAUAAAUAUGGACAGCCACUUCCUGGGUAUGAUGGGAAGAGAAAAGGAGAUGUCCACUGCUAUAACUUGGAAAGCAAAUGAGGACUGGGUGCCAGUUCUUUUGGCAUCUGUGCAUGGCCACUGGACCUCACAGAGACCUUGAAGGGGCUCAGCAAACACUGUGGGACUGCACUGUCUAUGGAGUAACAAGCUCUUCCUCCUGCACCAGAUGGGGAGUUACAGCCAUGUGGAUGCUGCUGCAACUGCACCCUGCCACCGACACACAUCGCACUUCCUAUGGGAUGUGUAGGGAGCUCUGAAUUCUCAUGUAAACCUGCACUAUUAAUACCCAGAGAGAGAAAAACAAAAGGCACUUCAGAAUUGAAUCAGGGAGUCUCUGCUGACUUUUUAAAGAAUAGUCUUUUGAUCCCAAAAGAUACUGGGUUUUUUAUUUUAAAGUAUUUAUAGACGUUAAGCAUGUAAAAGUAUUAAAAAGUAAAACAAAAUCAAAAAACCCACAAGGAUUUAAAGGUAAAGCUUUUUUUACAGGUCUGAUAGGAAACUUGUCUUCCUGGGUAAAAAGUUUUAUAAAAAUCUCAACUUUUUAAAGAAAUGUAUUUCUAAAAUAAAGACAUGGCUAUUUUUUCUGUAAAAUAUAUUAUGAAUAUUCUGUUAUUCUAUAUUUAAUAUAAUUCAUUAUUAAUAUACUUUAUUUAAAUGUAACAUGUGAAUAUGAAAUAUUACACAGUAAUUCUAGUGUAUACAUCUGUAUAUGCAAAGAGAAAGUAAGUAGGGAAGGAUUUACAAAUAUGUAUAAAUCUGUAUGCAUACACAUAUGACCUGUUCUAGGUAAUAGAAAUGAAUUUUUGGAGCAAAGGAAGUGUUUCCAGAAGGGAUUGAGUUUUAUUAUUUGAUAUAACUACAACUACCAAGAUAUAUAUAUAUAUAUUUUAAUUGAUAAUUCUAAUGUACCCAUCACUGAAUUAUGCCACUGAAAAGGAUAACAAUCGCACUGAAACUCUUGGUAAAGUUUUCUUCUGUCUAUACUUUGCUUCAGUUUGUGCAACAGGGCUUACAUUUCCUCCAUUUACUGCUCACACUGAUACAGAAUAUUCAUGGACAAAAAAAUGCCAUUACAGUAUUACUCUUUGUAUUUGCUUAUUUAUUUUGAAAAGGUGUAUCUAUUCUGUGUUGUCUUGGUACAUUCUACCAAAGCACUUACUCUGUAUGAGGAAACCCUGUUGAAAACAGUAUCGACAAGAUAGGGGGAAUCAUGGACCCUGGGUGUUGAGACUCACAUGUUUCAUUUAGGUAACACACAAUUGUUGCUUGCUUUGACUAUGGUAGAAAUCAUUUGCCUGCAUUUAAGCAUAGAAGAACAACUAUUGGGUUUAAAAAGUUAAACUCACUUUGUGCCGUGGUGUUAUAUGUCUUUUAAAUUGGAAGAGAAGUGAUUUGGUAUUGUUGUGGUAUGUGAUGCUUUCACAUAAGGAAGGCUCUGGCAACUUUUUUUUUUUUUUUUUUAGGCUGAUUGUUUAAUGUACUUUGUGAAAAAUUCUGUAUGACAGUGAAAUCUGGAUAAGAAAAGGUGGCCUAUGAAAUGGAUAAUCUCUCUGGAAAAUAAUGCCCUAUUUUGUAUAUGUAUUUAUUUAUAUAUUUUAUAUAUUUAUAUAAAUAUAUAUUCUUAUAUGUUUCACUAUAACUGUUUCUCAUUGUGGACAAAAGAAGCCAUCAACACUGUAGUUUUUUUGUUGGGUUGGGAACUCCAUGAAGACUAAAGGCAGUGGGCUUUCAGCCACUGGGGCUAGGGGUUGUGUUGAUGGAGGAGAGACUGUGGUGCUGAGGAGCCCAUUCCUCUCCCACUGCACGAAUUACAGCCAUCCUGGUUCCUGCCAGCAAUGGCAAAUGUCUUGGAUGUGGAAGGGUUUGGAUAUGCAGAUUGUCAGGGUUGGGGCAGCCCAUCACUGUAACUCAGAUGUUCAAUGCCUUACCCUGAAAUGUAUUAGCUGAACAGUACUGUGAGUGUUCCCCAUAUCUUUCCAAUUUCUGCCUAAUGAAAUGAGUUCAUAUCAUCAUUAAAACUGAAAUUUUAUAAUGUCAUGGUAAGAAAAAAAUGUACAUGAAGUGAUACUGACUACAGGCUAAUACAGAUUUCCUGACACAUGGUUACAGAAAGCUUUGUGAGGUGAAGAUUUAUUACGAUAUAUUUAUUGCUAAAGCAGAUCUAAUGCCUGGGAAAAUUUGUUGGCAAAAUAAUAAAUGCUGAUCUUUUUUUUUAUUUUAUUUUAAAUUUUUUUAGAGUUGUAAACCAGUUCUUUUCAAAUAAUUUCACAGAGAGAAGAAAGAUGUAUAUAAUCAAUAUUUUGGCAUAUAAUCAUAGAUAAGAAAAUAAGGGUUGGAUUAAUUGAAGUGUGUUAUUAUUUUGCCUCUUUUUUAAAUGACUAUCUGGUGAGCCUUCUGAAAACAAAAAUCAACUUCUUGUUGAAAGUGAUAGCUGCUUUGCAAGGCACAUUUUGCAAGUAUGUAAGAUGUUUUAACAGGCUGUGACAGGCUUUAUGAUUUGGGUAUUUUAUCAGGUAUUUUAAUUUUUUAAUUUUUUUUUUCCUACAAUUAAAAACAAAUAUAGAAGAUGGCUAGUAGAGGUCCUUAAAUCAUAUAUUUUAUGAAAAAAACCCAAACACACUACAUGUCACAAAGCUAAACCUGUUUUAAGCAUGCAAUCUGCCACAUGAAUAUUUAAGAAAUGGCAUUCCGCUCCUUUAUUAGUACUAACGGUCUUUAGUUAUGUAACAGAGAAAACAUACAGCCAUAAGGGGAAAAAAAACCCCAAAACCCAAACCUGUGUGUAAAUCAGUUUUGUUAUUUUGCUUCUAACAGACAUCUCUAAAACAGACAUUGUGUUUAAAA